Molecule: messenger RNA, 2730 nt
Organism: Eleginops maclovinus (Patagonian blennie)
Lineage: Eukaryota; Metazoa; Chordata; Actinopteri; Perciformes; Eleginopidae
Gene: map2k2b
Product: mitogen-activated protein kinase kinase 2b
Exons: 11
Coding region: 640-1827 (395 amino acids)
Biological process (GO): protein phosphorylation
Molecular function (GO): protein kinase activity; ATP binding
Source: RefSeq, a predicted model, not a curated record
ACCGUUGAUGCGGAUGCUGCUGGGCUCCUGUACUGCGACGCACCCCCAUCUCUGCUGCUGAUACCACAGUGUCUGUCCUUCUGCAGCGACCACACAGCUGCUAACGGGAAAAGGGGCAAGGAUAAAGUAACCAGUACUACAGCCAGAUUAAGUCUGGUGGUUUAACAACUGAUGGGGACACGGUGCUAGCACAACGUUUGUAAAACAAAGUUGCGCUAAAUGUCAAGCUAACUAACUAGCUAUCAGAGGAAGUUAGCAAGCUAGCUAACGUGAUUUGCUGCAACUGAUGGUCUUGGCUUUAAAACCUUAUGUUUUAGCUAGUUCAUCGUAGAAUCAUUUAAAAUUCACACAUUUCAGCGCAGGUACUACGCUAGUUAUCGUGCUAACCAGUUUAAAAUCCGAUACAUACUUUAAAACAACUACUAUCUUAGAGCUAACGUUAACUCAGUGUGAAAGAGAGGGAUCAUUUAAGCAGAGAUUGAGUAAGGGUUCUCACGUCUAAAAUGUUGAAGCUAUUACUUAAGUUAAGAUCAUAUUGACUAGGUUAACCGUCCCAACGUAUACUGACUCGAAACGUACCGUUUAUCGAUAGUAGCGUCUACAAGAUUAUAGCCGUUUAAGACUAAUCAACAAGUGAGAAUGGCUCCUAAAAAGAGACCAUUGCCCUUAACCAUUGCUCCUGCUGGCGGUGGGUUAUCCACCUCCACUAACACUGAUGUUCCACCUGAGGCCAAUUUAGUGGCACUGAAAAGAAUAUUGGAGGAGUUGGACCUAGAUGAUCAACAGAAGAAGAGGUUAGAAGCCUUCCUCACCCAAAAGGCCAAGGUGGGCGAGCUGAGAGAUGAAGACUUCCAACGUGUCUGUGAGCUGGGUGCAGGCAAUGGAGGAGUCGUCAAUAAGGAGUGCCACAAAUCUUCAGGAAUAAUCAUGGCCAGAAAGCUCAUACAUCUUGAAAUUAAACCGGCGAUUAGAAACCAGAUCAUCCGAGAGCUUCAGGUGCUGCAUGAGUGUAACUCUCCCUACAUUGUGGGCUUCUAUGGAUCGUUUUACAGCGAUGGAGAGAUCAGCAUCUGCAUGGAGCACAUGGAUGGUGGAUCUCUUGACCAGGUGCUGAAAGAAGCAAAGAGGAUCCCCGAAGAAAUUCUGGGAAAAGUCAGUAUUGCUGUUUUGAGAGGCCUUGUGUACCUGAGAGAAAAACAUCAAAUCAUGCAUAGAGAUGUGAAACCUUCAAACAUACUGGUGAACUCGCGUGGGGAAAUCAAGUUGUGUGACUUUGGUGUCAGCGGGCAGCUCAUUGACUCUAUGGCCAAUUCCUUCGUUGGAACAAGAUCCUACAUGUCGCCCGAGAGAUUGCAGGGAACCCACUAUUCUGUGCAGUCAGAUGUGUGGAGUAUGGGGCUGUCCCUUGUAGAGAUGUCAAUCGGACGCUUCCCCAUACCUCCUCCAGAUGCUAAAGAACUGGAGGCCUUGUUUGGACGUCCCAUCUCGGGUGCUGGUGGAAUAGAGACCCUCAGCACUUCACCCAGACCUAGACCACCGGGUAGACCUGUCAGCGGUCAUGGUCCUGCAAUGGCCAUCUUUGAACUACUAGACUACAUAGUAAAUGAGCCCCCUCCCAAACUACCACAUGGCGUCUUCACCUCUGAUUUCCAGGACUUUGUGACAAAGUGUCUGAUCAAAAAUCCAGCAGAAAGGGCUGACUUGAAAAUGCUGAUGAAUCAUAUGUUUAUCAAGCGGUCUGAAGUGGAAGAGGUAGACUUUGCGGGCUGGCUUUGUAAAACCAUGGGGCUAAACCAACCUAGCACUCCCACACGCACUGCAGAAUGAACACACAAACACACAAACACACACACACACACACACACACACACACACACACACACACACACACACACACACACACACACACACACACACACACACACACACAAUAUGUACAUCUAUAAACAUGGAGAAGCUGCUCCCUAUACCCUUACACCUAUACACACACACAUUGUUUGCCACACCCUUUCUCAGGUGGACCUCCAUCUAUCAAAGGAGCUCUACUGAAAUGUAAGGCAGAAAAGAUACAGAUUCUACAGCACGAGGGUUUCCAAUCCUAGUUCUCACAAUCAUGGCAGGUAAAUACAUUAAUGAAUGUGUUUUUAUGUCACAUUGUAUAAUCAUUUGUUGAUUUUACUUAAGAGGUCAGAUUAGGUGUGUCUGUUUGGGCAAGUGAUGAGUGACUCUAGGCUGUUUUUUUUUUUGCAUUUGAUGAUGCGAGUGAUUUCUACACAUUUUAAGAUGCCAAGAAAAAGGUACAACUUUAAAUGCACUGUCUUUAUCCCCUGUAUGUCUGAGUUGUUAACAUAAGCAGCAUUAUGAGCUUGUUGUGUUACCAUUAGCUUCCUUAUGCCAGCAACUGGCUUUAAGAUUAGUAAACAUUCAUCACUGGACAGUACAAAAACAAAGCUGCAUAUCCACUCGCUGAGCAUUCUCAGCGGAAACAACUGAUUAUUUCUUUGUGGUUGCUGUAAUGUUAACAACAGGACAUGGAUUUGCCAUUGAAGUGCAUCCUGUGUUGUGUCAGGAUUGGGGCAUUUUGCUCCUUUUGUGUUCUUCUAUUUGAGUACUUCCUCCUUUAAGUCUAAAGAUAUAGAUGUUUUUUAUGGAAAAACCAUCACAAGAUUUGUCUUUAUAAUUCGUCUGAACUGUCAAUAAAUAGUAUGUAUUGUAACUUGUCUUCAUAAA